Molecule: messenger RNA, 3307 nt
Organism: Aspergillus vadensis CBS 113365
Lineage: Eukaryota; Fungi; Ascomycota; Eurotiomycetes; Eurotiales; Aspergillaceae
Product: ankyrin repeat-containing protein
Exons: 8
Coding region: 1-3198 (1065 amino acids)
Biological process (GO): glycerophospholipid catabolic process
Molecular function (GO): protein binding; glycerophosphocholine phosphodiesterase activity
Source: RefSeq, a predicted model, not a curated record
AUGAGGUUCGGUCGAAAUAUUCACCUUCAUCAAGUCCCAGAAUGGGCGGAGCAUCAUGUUCCAUACAAUCGGCUCAAGAGACUGCUGAAGAUCGCUGUUGAGAAAGCUACAGAGGAGCAAACUCGUCCCGACUUCUCAGAUGUGCAAUCAUGCCUAGACCUGGGCAUCGCGGGUCAUCUUCAGUUUCGCAAAGAGCAAGAAAGCUAUCUUCGAAAGCAAGCAGAAGAGAUACAGGGCCAUUACCGCAUAAGCCUUUUCAACUUCGAUACAACUACGGCGUACAAGCUUUCCCGGCUUGACAUUGAGAUCCUUUGUCAAUCGCUUUCUAGGUUAACUAAGGAAAUUUCUCAACUGCAGCGAUACCAACGGUUGGACGUUGAAGCGGUUUCUCGUAUCCACACAAAGAUUGAUAAAUAUCUGGGUAGGGAGAAAAACCGAUCUGCUGGACGAAAUGAUCUGGACACAUUCAAGGAACAGAAUCCAUCGAGGAAAGCUCUGGCUCGAAACCUUGGAUUAUGGAUUGCUCAUCUACAGGAGGCACUUUCAGAUCCCAGCAGCAGGCCGGUCUACCCACAAUGCCCACUUUAUGAGGCACUCCGGCAAGAUCAACCUUCAAUCGUGGUUUCUAUGGUAGAUGAGUCCUUACAGCAGAGCAAAUCAUCAGCGAAACCAUUUCUCUUCCAUCUGCUGGAGCUAGCGGUAUAUGAACUGCGACCCAAUACUGUCUACACUUUACUUUUUGAUGUGCUGCCUCAAAACGAUAUUCCCAUUCAGGCUGCAUUAUUGAAUCGCUUGUUCACGGUUCUGGGUUUCCGGAAGAUGCAACUAUCGGCGCCGUAUUCCUGUAUACUCUUUUGUAAAAUCCGAGAUCUGCUCUGCCAGGUGAUUGGGGAGCUAGGACCCAGAUCAGAGGAGGUUCUGCUCUCAGAAGAUACUCUCGGGCGCUUCCCUCUGCACUAUGCCGCUUCAUACGGUCUUUUGUGGGAGUGCGUGGCAAUAUUUAAUGUCGCUAAAAGCUGGAACAAGGCUUCCAAAUGGCGUCUGAUUAUGCAUACUGACAAUCAAGGCUGUUCACCUUUGAGGUAUGCGGUUGUUGGCAACCAUCGAGACGCCGUUUCAUCUAUUCUGGUCUACUUGGAAAAAGUAUUGGGUGCAUCCUAUAAUGACGACGGAAUAGCACCAUUUUUCAAUCGAAUGCUAUUUACUGCUUUGUACUACGCAUAUGACGAUUUGCUCUCGAUCAUCUCGCGGGCUUGCCCUCGCUUCUGUCAGACGCCUAGGACCUGUGAAGGGGCCGGUCCGCUGCAUAUCGCCGCGCGUACCGGAAGGGCAGAUCACGUCGCUCAACUGUUGGAAACCAUAUGCAUCGCUGAGGUGAACUCAGUGGAGCCAAUGUAUGGUUGGACCCCGCUAAUUGUCGCCUGUGUAGAAGGUCACCAGAGUGUUGUCGAUGUGCUUCUCGAGCAUGGAGCCGACCGGGGCCUCAAGGACCACCGCGGCUGGACAGCACAGGAGCAUGCCGCUGUUCGGGGACAUCUUGCCUUAGCAAAAGGAAUAGCUGUGCCGUCCAAGUGGGAGGCAGGCACCAAUGAAUUAAUUGCCGCAUCAUUGAUGCAGCGGGUUUACAAUUUUAAGGCUCUACAUCAACGGUCGCAACUGGUGGUCUACCUUGGUAGCCUGCAGGAUGGAAAGCAAGUCAACCCUUUCGAGCUUCAAACGCCAUCACUUAGAAGAAAAGCCACAAGUUAUGACCUUGCACUAAAAUUUUCUUCUCCUGGGAAUGACGCUGCCCGUCAGAUUAACUUGUCCUUGCUCGGUGACACAGCUAAUGAAUCAUUCAUCUUCGAGCUUCCAAGUACGGACGAGGCAAAACUGCGCCUAGAGCUCCUCAAUUUAGAGGAUGAUCAUGACGGUCAAGCACGGGUGCUUGGUGGUAGUACAGCGUUGCUGAUGGACGAUCUCAAUAUCUUUGGUGAGAACCGAGAAAGUUUGGUGCGCGAGAGAACUGUUCCCAUUCUCGAGGGCAGGUCAUUCCAAGCUAUAGCUACGGUGACCUUCACAUUUCUUAUCAUCAAGCCAUUUCAGCAUCCCAACAUCCCCUCUGUGAGAGAAUGCUUUCUCCGUCAUGACGACUUCUGUCUCGUAGGACAUCGAGGCUUCGGACAGAAUGUUGCCGGGCAUGACUACUUACAGUUGGGAGAGAACACAGUCGAGUCAUUCCUAUCAGCUGCCAGUCUGGGGGCUUCUUUUGUCGAGUUCGAUGCUCAAUUGACCAGAGACCUUGUACCUGUUGCAUACCACGACUUUUCCUUGAGCGAGUCUGGGACUGACGUCCCAGUGCAUGAUGUGACUCUAGACCAGUUCCUGCAUGCGAGCAAGAUACAAUCCCCGAUGGGGCAUCGAACGUCCAUCUUGGGAAGCAGAGCCCACCAUAAGAAUACACGCUCCCGGUCUCUUACCAGGGGCUACGAGCAAGGAGCGCAACAAAUGCAAGAGAGGAUGAGGCACACGGUAGACUACAUGAGCAAAGGUUUCAAGCCCAACACCCGAGGCCACGUUAUUCAGGACUCGUUUGCAACCAUCGAAGAGCUACUAACCCAGCUACCGGAGAACCUUGGUUUCAACAUCGAAAUCAGUGAGUUGUCCCCAGGUCUCAUCUCAGAGAACAUUGCUGACAAUGAUCCAGAAUACCCCCGACUCCACGAAGCCACCGAAGCAGGAGUAGCCCCAGUAGCGAUCGAAAUCAACAUAUUCGUGGAUAAAAUCCUCGAGAAAGUAUUCACUCUGGGGCACAGCAGAAACAUUAUCCUGUCCUCGUUCACGCCCGAGAUCUGCAUUCUCUUGGCAUUCAAACAGCAGACCUACCCUGUCAUGUACAUCACCAACGCCGGAAAACCCCCAAUAACAGACAGAGAGAAGCGAGCCGGCAGCCUGCAAGCUGCAGUGCGGUUUGCCCAGCAGUGGGGCCUCAAUGGAAUUGUUCUGGCCACCGAGGCAUUGAUCAUAUGCCCUCGGCUGAUCGGAUACGUCCAGCGGUCGGGGCUCGUGUGUGGCUCGUAUGGACCACUCAAUAAUAUCCCGGAGAAUGCACAACUCCAAGUCGAUGCUGGCAUCAAUAUUCUGAUGGCCGACCGGGUCGGGCUUAUUGCCAAAGCACUGGAGGAUCGGGAUGGCGAUGAUCGGCGAUUGAAGAACUAGCGGUUGCUCCGAUCGGGUGCAUGAAUAGUGGCGGCAUAGAUUAUCAAGAAUUUAGAGAUCUUAUGAAAUGAUUUCAAAUAGGUAUAUCCUGUAUUUUCCAUCAUUUUAA